UUGCCAACGGGAAAUUAAUUUUAAUUUUGGAAAGAGUUAUACUGUCAAAUAAGAGAUUGUCAAUGUUUAUGUUCUCCCCAGCAGGUCUCAUGAUGGUGGUGGUGAUGAUGAUGGUAUCACUGCACGUACAUGGGUACAGAGGUUGCAUCGAAAGCGAAAGGAAAGGAUUGAUGGAGCUCAAGGCAUACCUCAACAUAUCUGAGUAUCUUUAUGAUUGGCCUAACGACAACACAAGUAGCGAUUGUUGCAGAUGGGAAGGAGUCAAGUGUGAUCUUAUCAGCGGGCAUGUGAUCAGCCUCACUUUGAUUGAAACAAACAAUUCAUCAUCAUCACUACUAAAUCUUUCCUUGUUCUAUCCCUUUGAAGAAUUACAAACUCUAAAUUUAAGUAAUUUAGGGUGUCAAGGCUGGUUCGAUGAUAUAAAUGGUUAUAAAAGCCUCGGGAGAUUGAAAAGUCUUGAGAUACUUGAUUUAAGUAACAACGGCGUUAAUAAUAGUAUCUUACCCUUUCUAAGUACGGCUUCUUCGCUUAAAACUUUGAUUCUUCAUGGAAACUUUAUGGAAGGUACUUUUCCAAUCAAAGAACUGAAAAACUUGAGAAAUCUUGAACUGCUAGAUCUAAGUGAGAACAAGUUCGUUGGCCCAGUACCAGAUUUGGCGAAUUUUCGUAACCUUCAAGGCUUGGACUUGAGCGAUAACGAAUUUUCUGGAUCAUUGGAAAAGAAAGGACUUUGUCAAUUGAAAAAUUUACUGGAGCUUGAUCUGAGUCAAAACAAAUUUACAGGUCCAUUUCCUAACUGUUUUGGUAACUUGACCAAACUCCAAGUUCUUGAUAUCUCUUCAAACCAGUUUCAUGGGACGGUUCCAUCUCUUAUAAGGAAUCUCGAAUCUAUUGAGUACUUAUCUCUCUCAGAUAAUGACUUUGAGGGUUUUUUCUCUUUCGAGCUACUAGCCAACCUCUCAAAGCUCAAGGUGUUUAAACUUUCAUCAAGGUCUAGUUUGCUUCAGGUACAAACUGAAAUCUCCUGGCAGCCGUGGUUUCAGUUGAAUGUCAUACAGUUACAGAAUUGUAACUUGGAAAUAAUGCCAAGCUUUCUUCGACACCAGAAGGAUCUGCGUGUAAUUAAUCUCUCCAACAACAAGCUAAUCACCGGAGCAUUCCCCUCUUGGUUUUUGGAGCAAUAUCCAAAACUUCGGGUUUUGCUUUUGCAGGACAACUCUUUCUCCAUGUUUCAGUUGCCAAGACUACUAGGUAAUCACAGUUUGCAGAUUUUGGAUGUCUCAAACAAUAAUUUUACUCAACAGCUUCCUGAGAAUAUUGGGAAGGUGCUUCCAAAUCUGAUACACUUGAAUCUCUCAAGUAACGGGUUUCAAGGGUAUUUGCCAUCUUCCUUUGGUGAGAUGAAAAUGCUCCAGUUUUUGGACUUAUCUCAUAAUAACUUAUCUGGUAGUCUACCAAGGGAUUUUCUCAUGGGUUGUGACUCACUUGGUACGUUGAAGCUUUCAUACAACAGAUUCCACGGCCAACUUUUUCCGAUACCAACAACCUUCGGGAGCUUGAUCGUGUUGAUUGCGAAUAACAAUCUAUUUACUGGCAUCACAGGUGGAUUUAGCAAUCUAACUUCUAUAUCAGUGCUUGACUUGUCGAAUAAUAAUCUCCAAGGUGUCCUUCCAAGUUGGUUCGGUCACUUUCCUAUGGUGUAUGUUUCUGUUUCGAAUAAUUUCUUGGAAGGUACGGUACCAAACUCCCUUUUUAACAUAGAAACCCUUAAGAUUCUCGACCUAUCUAGAAACAAGUUUUCAGGGAACUUGCCUAUGCAUUUCAGUGCUCAGUAUAUGAGUUUGUUGUACCUCCACGACAAUGAGUUCACUGGAACAAUUCCAAGCACGUUGAUAAAAGAUGUCUUGGUACUCGAUCUGCGAAAUAACAAGUUAUCAGGGACUAUCCCACGCUUCUUCAACAACCAAGAUGUCAUCUCUCUUUUGUUAAGAGGUAACAGAUUAACUGGUCAUAUUCCUAAGGAUCUAUGUGCUCUAAGAAGCAUUAGAAUCUUGGAUCUUGCCAACAACAAAUUGGAUGGGUCUAUACCUUCAUGUCUAAACAAUGUAUCGUUUGGAAGGGGCUUUGACUAUGAAACUGAUGGUAAUACAUAUUCAGUUGGGUUUAAUGAUGAAGAAGUGGAGGUGUAUUCUAGGUUGUUGGUUUUACCACGUGAGUUUUCUCGAGGCUACACUGACUAUUUGAAGUUCAUAGUUGAUUUUGCAUCAAAGAGUAGGUAUGAUUCUUACACUGGAGGAAGUUUUGAUUUCAUGUUUGGAUUAGACUUGUCAAGUAAUGAACUUAGUGGUGAAAUUCCGAAAGAGCUAGGGGAUCUUCAGAAGUUACGUUCUAUGAAUCUGUCUCACAAUUCCUUGUCAGGUUUAAUACCUGAAAGCUUCUCCAAUCUAACUGACAUUGAGAGCGUUGAUCUUUCAUUUAACGUGUUGCAUGGUAGAAUACCUCAAGAUCUAUCCAAGUUGGACUAUAUGGUUGUGUUAAUUGUGUCCUACAACAACUUGUCAGGCUCCAUUCCAACUCAAGGCAAAUUCUCUACGCUGAAUGGAACCAACUACAUGGGUAAUCCUUUUCUCUGUGGAUCAGCUAUAAACAGAAAUUGUGAUGAUAACAACACUACCGGGUUCCUUGAAUCUGUAUCUCAAAACGAGGAUGGUGAAACAACAAUCGAUAUGGAGGUUUUCCUCUGGAGCCUUGCUGCCACCUACGGUGUAACAUGGAUCAUAUUUCUUGUGUUCCUUUGCAUUGAUUCACCUUGGCGCCGAGCAUGGUUUCACCUCGUUGAUGCUUUUAUCAAUUUUUUCAAAUAUGUUUGAUUUGGUGAAUUUUUAGUACUGGUUUUUUAAAUUACAUGUCAUAAUGUUUCAGUUUGUAAGGUUAUUGAAAAUUCAAAGUUUUUCAUGCACAACUCUUUUAAAGAUAUCUUAUAUAAUAA
Messenger RNA from Camelina sativa (false flax), 2989 nucleotides. Its product is annotated as receptor-like protein 9b. Gene Ontology annotation, molecular function: protein binding. The record is from RefSeq and is a predicted model, not a curated record. Lineage: Eukaryota; Viridiplantae; Streptophyta; Magnoliopsida; Brassicales; Brassicaceae.